Akanthomyces muscarius is the source of this 285-nucleotide messenger RNA. RefSeq lists its product as uncharacterized. The record is from RefSeq and is a predicted model, not a curated record. Bases 1 to 285 code for a protein of 94 amino acids. The transcript has 5 exons. Lineage: Eukaryota; Fungi; Ascomycota; Sordariomycetes; Hypocreales; Cordycipitaceae.
AUGCGGUUCACCAACCUUCUCACAAGCGUUGCCUCCCUUGCCGCUCUAGGUGCUGCGGACGAUCUACCCAAAGGCGUUGCUAUCCGUAUAUUCCCCGUCACAGGCUCCGGACACUGGGACAUUGCCGCCGGCCAGCACUGCUCAAACCUCGGCCUACUUAAACGCCUCUUCAACGCUGCCACUGUCGCUCCUUGGGCUGAGUGUCGACUGUACCAACACCUUGACUGCUACGAUGAAUUCCGCGAUCAUAGAUUGGAGGGCGACCGCUGGCGCAGCUCGAUUUGA